Messenger RNA from Cucurbita maxima (winter squash), 1143 nucleotides. Its product is annotated as protein LIKE COV 1-like. The record is from RefSeq and is a predicted model, not a curated record. NCBI's taxonomy places the organism in Eukaryota, Viridiplantae, Streptophyta, Magnoliopsida, Cucurbitales, Cucurbitaceae. Gene Ontology annotation, cellular component: Golgi apparatus. The transcript has 6 exons. Bases 17 to 877 code for a protein of 286 amino acids.
AAAAAAAACCAAAAAUAUGACUCUAAAAUCGAAGUGGAGGGAGAGAAAAAGAAACAGGGAAAUGAGCACAAGAGAGAGGGAGAGAGAUCUAGGGCUCUUGAUCCCCGUCGCAGUCGCUACAGUUUCUGAAAAUGGAGCCUCCAAAUCUUCCUCCGUUCCGGCUGUCGCUUUAUCUAAUCAUCACUCCGGCGGAGAGGCCAUUGCUAAAGUCAUUCGCAGCUGGGCUUCCAAGAAGUUCAUGACAGGAUGUGUAAUUCUUAUGCCAAUUGCUAUUACAUUCUACAUCACGUGGGGCUUCAUUCGUUUUGUUGAUGGUUUCUUCUCUCCAAUAUAUGCUCACUUAGGGAUCAAUGUUUUUGAAAUUUCUGCAGGGCUUGGAUUUAUUACCUCCAUUACAUUCAUCUUUCUUGUUGGUAUUUUCAUGUCAUCUUGGCUGGGAGCUUCUGUUCUUACUCUUGGUGAAUGGUUCAUUAAGAAAAUGCCACUCGUAAGCUAUAUUUACACGGCCUCGAAGCAAAUUAGUACUGCAAUAUCACCAGAUCAAACCUCAAGUGCCUUCAAAGAAGUAGCAAUUAUCAGGCACCCCCGUGGUGGAGAGUAUGCCUUUGGAUUCAUCACUUCUGCCGUUGUUCUUCAGAGCAGAAUGGAAGAGGAAGAACUGUAUUGUGUUUAUGUGCCCACUAAUCAUCUCUAUCUUGGAGACAUAUUUCUUAUGAGUUCCACGGACAUCCUCAGGCCUAAUCUCUCUGUCCGAGAGGGAAUCGAAAUUGUGAUCUCUGGAGGGAUGUCAGUGCCUCAAUUACUGACUACAGUGGAUGCAAGAGCAAUUCCAACAGGUGGAAUCGAAAAACUUUGCAAAACCAAAAGUAUGGCAUGAUGAAAUCGCAGUAUUGGAUUUGGCGAUUCUGGUUGAGAGUGAAGGGGAGAAGAUAAGAGAACAUUGAGGACAAUGUGGCGAAAGCUGGGAAGUUCAUCAAUGGCGGAACUCGAAGCCUUUACUAUGCGAACCAGAUGAAGAGGAAGAACAAGAAGUGGGUAUAUUGGAUUUAGGCCGUCGUUUUUGUUAUAUUGCUUGUUUACAUUAUUUUGUCUUAAUUAAUGUACUAAGAUACUGCCUUUCAAUAGAACUAAUUAAUCUUCUUA